Messenger RNA from Talaromyces proteolyticus, 1657 nucleotides. RefSeq names its product cytochrome P450 monooxygenase GliC2. NCBI's taxonomy places the organism in Eukaryota, Fungi, Ascomycota, Eurotiomycetes, Eurotiales, Trichocomaceae. The coding region runs from base 1 to 1581 and encodes 526 amino acids. The transcript is spliced from 6 exons. Gene Ontology annotation, molecular function: heme binding; iron ion binding; oxidoreductase activity, acting on paired donors, with incorporation or reduction of molecular oxygen. The record is from RefSeq and is a predicted model, not a curated record.
AUGGAUUCCUUCAAUCAAUCCAGUUCUCUCCCUUCGGAGAUGUUCCUGAAGGGUUAUAUUGCCCUUGGUGGUACAUCGGCUGUCAUCGGGACAUCUGCCCUUGCGAUAUUUGUUACGGCCUUGCUGUUCACCAAUAAGUCGGUGCUAGGGACUAUUAUGAACUUCUUCUUGAAUUUGAGGUACCAAUAUCCCAGAGUUGACGGAAAGGGCUACAUGAAGGGGCCAGGCUACAUUUUUCCCAAUGGCCAAAUGACCGAAAAAUUUCUUAAUGCCGCUCAGAAAAGUAAGGAAUGGGAAGAGGAAAAUGGAUCAGUCUAUCGUGUUUGGGCAGGGACAGUCCCAGAAGUAGUUAUCACACAAUCUGCAGACGUGGAAAGGCUCUACCAGCAAUCUAACGACCAUAACAAAGCUCACCAAGCAAACGCGGGCUGGUUGUUGACCCAACUCCUAGGCUCAGGUCUUGGACUUAUCAAUGGAACUCGGUGGACGAAUCUCCGCAAAAAGCUCGACCCGAUGUUCUCACAUCGAACAUCUAUGCAGCUUCUUCAUGAAACUUUCAAUUCUACCGCUGAAGACCAUGUCAUCAACCUGAACCAGUAUGCUGUGACACAACCACAAGAAAAGAAUGAUGAAAAGGGUUUUAUCAUCAAUGCCACGCAGGCUGUGCAGAGAUAUCCUUUCUUUGAAGUCGCGCAGAUGUUCUAUGGCAAGAUGACCAAGGAUGAGAAAGAGAAAUUGUGGGAACUUGGCAAACUUUAUUCACAAGUCUUUGGAUCCAUCGUGUUUGGAGGUAUUCAUCGUACCAAAUGGACAAAGUACAUCAACACCAAAGCUUACCAGAGCGCGAAAGAGUAUCAGAAGCAGUUCCGACAUUUCAACAUGGACAUGUACAACUCAAGGAAAGUGGAUGCUCCGACAACGCCCAUUGUGACUCUGAUCGAUGCUGCUAAGAGAGGAGAAUUGACGGAGAAGGAGGUGACUGAUACUAUUGCCGAGUCUUCAUUCGCAAACCUGGACAUUGUUACCCAGGUCAUUUCGUCCUGUAUUAUUCUUUUGGCGGACGCCCCAGCCGUCCAAGCUGAUCUACUUGCGGAGAUUCGGAAGAAUAAGGAUGACCAUGAAAAUUACAUCGCGAGGAAAGAUACCUUGAUUCAUUAUUGUCUGUUGGAGGCUCUUCGUCUUCGUCCUGUCCUUGCAUUCACCUUCCCAGAAAACCCCCCAAGAGAAAAAAGGCUGGGUGACUUUAUCGUUCCCAAAGAUACCACAGUCAUUGUGGACGCAUUUGCAAUCAACAUCCGUAACCCCUUUUGGGGACCGGACAAUCGUUCAUAUCGACCGAGACGUUUCGAGUCGAUCAAGCCAAACCAGCUCCGUUAUAACCUCUCAACCUUCGGUUACGGUCCCAGAAAAUGCCUGGGUCAGUAUAUUGCCGAUAAAAUCAUUAAAUCUCUUGUAUUUCACUUGUUCUACAAGUACGAGGUUUCUUUGAAUCUAGGCCAGGAUGACAAAGGUGAUUUCAAGGUUGAUAAGACUAGUUGGGUGGGCUUGUAUGACCUUGAAUUGAAACUGGUGGCGAGGUAAAUUAAGUGGAAGAUAUUUGUUCACUUUACUCAGAACGAAAGAUGAAGGAUAGGAACAAACCACUUCAGACUCGGAG